This is a messenger RNA of Penicillium argentinense, 777 nucleotides long. Its product is annotated as peptide alpha-N-acetyltransferase complex A subunit ARD1. The coding region runs from base 1 to 777 and encodes 258 amino acids. Gene Ontology annotation, molecular function: protein N-terminal-serine acetyltransferase activity; protein-N-terminal-glutamate acetyltransferase activity. Gene Ontology annotation, biological process: N-terminal peptidyl-glutamic acid acetylation. NCBI's taxonomy places the organism in Eukaryota, Fungi, Ascomycota, Eurotiomycetes, Eurotiales, Aspergillaceae. The record is from RefSeq and is a predicted model, not a curated record. The transcript has 2 exons. Gene Ontology annotation, cellular component: NatA complex.
AUGGUCGACAUCGUCCCCCUCUCGUCCUACCCCUCCUACAUCGACCUCCUCCCCUCAAUCCAAACCUGCAACAUAACCAACCUCCCCGAAAACUACUUCCUAAAAUACUACCUGUACCACGCGCUCACAUGGCCGCAACUGAGCUUCGUCGCCGUCGUCCGACCAAAGAACGGCUACAAGUCCUCCACUGCGCCGGGCGGUGGCGGCAUCGCCGGUGAUGUCUCAGGCCAGUAUCCCAAGGUGGUGGGGUAUGUGCUUGCGAAGAUGGAGGAGGAGCCGACGGACGGCGUGCAGCAUGGUCACAUUACCUCACUGAGUGUUAUGCGUACGCAUAGACGGUUGGGUAUUGCGGAGAGGUUGAUGCGGAUGAGUCCUAAUUACCAAGAACGCGCAAUGGCCGAGUCCCACCGCGCCCACUACGUCUCCCUGCACGUCCGCGUCUCCAACACCGCCGCGCUCCGCCUGUACCGCGACACACUGGGUUUCGAAGUCGAGAAGGUCGAGAGCAAGUACUAUGCCGACGGCGAAGAUGCGUACGCCAUGCACCUGAAGCUCCAGGAUCAGUGGAUGGAUUGGAAAGCGGUUGAGAAGCGGGACCGCGAGGAGAAGAACAAGAAUAAGAAGGAUGGCGAGGAUGAUGAGAAUGCCGAUGAGGGCGAUGAGGUUGGCGAGCUUGGGAAGAAGGAGGAGAGUGGGGAGAAGAUGGUUAAGGUUAAAAUGGGUCGUGGUCUUGGUGUGGGUGAUUUGGUUGAAAAGAAUGAGGCUGCGCAGUCAUAA